AUGAGUAAUCAGAGACCAAUAAGACUUGCCAUACUUGGUGGAGAAGCCACUGGAAAGAGCUCACUAAUUUCCCGCCUCACUGUCGAUAUUGUUCAUGAGGUUCACUAUCCCACAAGAAAACAAGCGAAUUGGUUAUUCGACUUCACACCGCAUUCAAUGCUAGCUAAGACUUUGCUGGAUGGCCAAGCUCACGAGAGGCUGAUGCAGAGAACGCCUAGUAGCCAGCGGGUUGAACCAAUCUUUUCAUCACCGUCUGUAUCAGCAAAUGUAUUAUUGUCGCCAUUGGUGUACCAGUCUUUCCUAAACGACUAUACCUUUGUGAAAGAUAUUCACAGCAAUCGCUCAACUAAUCAGCUUAAAAAUGUUGAUUUGAAAGGUCGAGACACACCCUUUUACUCGUACCUGGAACCAGAUAAAGAUCUAAUAGACUCCAAACUUCACAACAGUAUAACGAAUUCCAACGCAAACAUUUUGCGUUCUAUUUCUUCGCAUUCCUCGACCGCAGCUCAAUCCAUAAAGUCCGAUGAGCUACCAAAUACCAACAAUAACUACUUGCCUCCGAAUUACUCAUCCAUAUCUAUUGAUAUUAUUGACACUCCGGGGUUUAAACCAGACAUGGUUGUGCCAUUCUUGGAAGUUUCAUUAUUUACCAAGCUAGAUAAGAGAGUAUUGCAGGGGUUAGCCGAAGGUCCACGACAACCAGUCUCAACCACGUCAAUGCUGACUGCUUCAGGAGCUUCAGAACUAAAUGGAAAGGUUGAUGGUUAUGUUUUUGUUUAUAGUGCAGUUCCAGAACUAAAUCGCGGUGCGGACCCACCAGGUUACGAAUCUUCAUCAGCUUCUGGUGGCAAACCUGAAAAUGCCAGUAAUGAAGAUGCUCCAAAUUCCAAACGCAAGGAUUCAUGGUCUAGUUUUGAUAAGCUAGCGGAUGGUGGGUUUUCUUUACUUGAGGUUAUUAGGAACUGUAUAUUAGAUGCUUGGACAGAAUAUCGAGAUUACGAAAAAAGGUGGAAAUUGGGCAAAGAGGGCGAUGUCUACUCUUUGAUUUACAGUUUAAAGAGUAUGUGGAAAUCCGAGAAAGAGAGACGUGAGAAGUUGAAGCAGCUUCGCAGCUUUACGACGAAAUUGAACUCCUUGAAUCUCGAUCCUUCAAGUCCUGAUUCUCCACCUCCGUGCCUCAUCGUCUGCACUCAUGUGAAUGAUCCAAUGGCAAGCCCUAUUCUGAUUGAAUCCGGUAAGAAUCUUGGAAUGAAAUGGCAGAGUGGCUUUGUGGCAAUAGAUAGUAUGGAUGACUUUAAUGUCGACAUCGCUCUCAGUUUAAUUAUUAGGGAAAUAGUGGAAAAGAAUAAACUUUUGUCUCACAAGAGAUCAAACAGUUUUACUAAUAGUGCCAAUCCGAUUAGAAACCUUGUUAAAAGUUGA
Zygotorulaspora mrakii is the source of this 1422-nucleotide messenger RNA. RefSeq lists its product as uncharacterized. The transcript has a single exon. Lineage: Eukaryota; Fungi; Ascomycota; Saccharomycetes; Saccharomycetales; Saccharomycetaceae. The record is from RefSeq and is a predicted model, not a curated record. Bases 1 to 1422 code for a protein of 473 amino acids.